AAUCGUGUUGUCACAUAAUUACGGUGCGUCUCCGAAGACGAACUAGCGCUCGUCGGAGUCGCCAUCUUGGCAACGUUUGUACAUACAUUACAUUGAGGGAGAAAAGUUUCGCCAUUCUCGAAUUACGCCACUAUACCAUACAACUCGUUAUGAUAAUUGACUCUCAUCACUCGUCACGAUUCAACGAACGGCGUACGUCGUCGAUGGUUUAGUGGUCGUAUCGUGAAUUGUAUUCCGUGAUACGUCAGUGAGCACGUGCUGCUUUACUGCCAGUCAAGUUGCAAUAGUUUCGGAACAGUGCAAACACGCUGAAUUACUUUCACUGCAGUCUCGUUAUCUUCGUGUCAUUAGACAACCGGAUCCUAGAAUUUUAAUCCGCGAAGACGCACACCCAUUAUCAUGGAGACGAGAGAGGUCAUGUUGCCAAAGUUACGUACGGACGGGAGCCCGGAACCCCCGAACAGUCGACCCGCCAAGAGCUCAGCGACUAAAUAUCUUCUGCGACAAACCAUGACAGCCUUAGGCCCGAUAAUCAGCACAAUUUCAGCCGGCAUGACUUCCGGUUUCAGUGCAACUCUUCUGCCGCAACUUCAGCUGGCAAACUCGACCGAUGCAAACGCAACUACGUCCACCCACCUGAUAGACCACUUCAACAUGGAAGAACUCCACAUCAGCAGCACCAGCGAAGAGUCUUGGAUCGGAGCGUCGGGAGCUCUCCUGAUGGCGCCGGGAUGUUGGCUCGCGGGCGCUAUGAUGGACAGAUUCGGGCGUAAAACUACCUUCCUCGCGAUGAGCCCGGUGUACUUCGCCGCUUGGCUGAUAGUCGCCUUCGCACCGAGCGUGGUGUGGCUGAUAAUCGGCAGACUCAUCAACGGAUUGUGCAGCGGGAUCAACGGGCCGUUGGGACCGGUCUUAAUAGCCGAAACGAGCGAGCCACGUCUUCGAGGUAUUUUACUGGCGGGUAUAAGCCUCGCUAUCGCAAUUGGAAUUUUGUUGUCGCAUUUAUGUAGCACCUGGGUACACUGGCGUCUGUCCGCCGUGCUCUGCGGACUAUCUCCGGCUAUUUGUUUCAUUUUGUGCGCCAUUGCCCCCGAGACCCCUACGUGGUUGAUAAAGAGAAACAGGUCCUUUGAGGCGCGUAAGGUCUGGCUUUACCUCAGGGGAGAGUAUUGCGAGGAGGAAUUCGAAGCUCUCAAGACCGGCGGUGGUAACAACGCUGCCUCGGACGCCGGUAGGGGAGUCGAAAAAUCACCCGACGCGAACCCGGCCGAGACCGAUGCCAAAAAUCAUUCGGCGGACCAGCCCGGCUGGAGAGCCACCUUGACGUCCCGAGGCUUUUUGAAACCCCUUUUGAUACUGAACAUUUAUUUUCUAACCACCCAAUUCUCCGGCGUGAACGCGGUCGCUUUUUACAGCGUCAACAUGCUCGACGAGGUCGCCGGUCCGGCGAACGCCUACACGGCGACUCUGGUGCUCGACGUGAUAAGAGUGAUAUUCAGCGUGAUAGCCUGCUGGAUGACCAGAAAUUACACGCGCAGAUUACUCACCGUUGUCUCGGGGAUCGGGACCGCGCUCAGUUUGAUUUUGCUGAGCAUUUUCUUGGUCGUCGACUUCGGCAAGCCUUGGCUAUCCGUCUCUUUCAUAUAUAUUUAUACCUGCAUCGUUUCCAUCGGACUCGUACCUCUGCCCUGGCUGCUGUGCGGCGAACUUUUUCCCUCUCGUUCGCGCGGCAUCGGUUCCGGACUUACGUCGGGUUUCUGUUUCAUCUGCUUCUUCGUCGUCGUGAAGACCGCUCCGGGGAUGCUCGAGGAUCUCGGACCCUCGUGGACGUUCAGUUUCUACGGAAUAGUAUCGCUGGUCGGUACGAUAAUCCUGUUUGUUUAUCUGCCGGAAACGAAGGACAAAACUUUGCAAGAAAUCGAAGGGCUGUUCAACGCGGAAAAAUCGAAGAAAGUGCAAAAAUCGAUCGCGGUUGAAAAUGCGGAAAAACGUUCCGCCGUUAUCUAAUUUAAUCACCGAAUGCAAACGAUUGUCGCGAUCGGCUUUCGAUUCGUGUUGAACUAGAAACAAGAUCAACACCGGGUUUUUAUUGUUACUUCCGAGCGGGAGUGAAUCGGAUCGGCUUUAAAAUUAGACCAGACCCGUAAUCGGUCUUCCACUUUUUUCCCAUCCAUUCUACUCCAACGCCCGACCGUAUAUUCCGCUGAAAUCGUAGUCCAUAAAACUCCUUAGCUAAAGAAUUUAUCGGGGGAUUAAUUAUUCACACGAGUAAACCCGUCGGUCGUUUAUAAACGUGCGAAUUACUCUCGUCGAACAAAGUGUUUGUCACGUGCCACGUACGUAAUAUAACCGAGUGUGUGUGUGUGUGUGUGUGUGUGUGUCUGGUAUCUGUAAGUCAAUAAAUUUAUAUAUAUAUAAAAACAACAAGUAUGUCGCUAAAAAUAAACCACCAAUUUUUUUUAUCAA
This is a messenger RNA of Athalia rosae (coleseed sawfly), 2466 nucleotides long. Its product is annotated as facilitated trehalose transporter Tret1-like. Gene Ontology annotation, biological process: transmembrane transport. Gene Ontology annotation, cellular component: membrane. Gene Ontology annotation, molecular function: transmembrane transporter activity. NCBI's taxonomy places the organism in Eukaryota, Metazoa, Arthropoda, Insecta, Hymenoptera, Athaliidae. The transcript is spliced from 2 exons. Bases 400 to 2007 code for a protein of 535 amino acids. The record is from RefSeq and is a predicted model, not a curated record.